CGUUAGCUCAUCAAGCUGCAAUAUUCAAGCCUUGACAUUGCGAAGAUGGACGCUGUUAUGGUGUAGACAAGGAUACAUAGAAAGCACAAACUGCGAGUUUCGGAGCUCUGUUAUGACAACAUUUCCAGUUCGUCAAGGUGGAGGCAGGAGGUGUGUGUAGAGUGCAGCAGACAUCAGCAGCAUGUAUUCUGAGUGGCGCUCGCUGCAGUUGGUGGUGCAGAGUGACCAGGGCCACCUCAGUGUCCUGCACACGUAUCCCACCACCGUGGGCACGGAGGUGGCAAAUGCUGUGGUCAAGCCUUUGGGCACAGCUGUAAGCCCUGUUGCCACAGAGAACAUCCUCAAGACAGACAAGGAGGUGAAGUGGACCAUGGAGGUGCUGUGUUAUGGCCUAACCCUUCCCCUAGAAGGGGACACUGUCAAGCUGUGUGUGGAUGUGUACACAGACUGGAUGAUGGCCCUGGUGUCGCCCAGAGACUCGAUGCCUCAGCCUGUGGUCAAGGAGCCCAAUAUGUACGUCCAGACCAUCCUUAAACAUCUCUACAACGUCUUCGUACCAAGGCCUGAACAGCACAGUCUGAACCAUAUCAGGCUUUGCCAGCAGGUCCUGACUGCAGUCCAGAAAUUGGCACGGGAGUCUGUUUCCAUGGUGAGGGAAACCUGGGAGGUGCUGUUGCUCUUCCUGCUUCGCAUCAACGACACAUUACUUGCGCCACCCACGGUUGGAGUUGGGGUGGCAGAGAAACUGGCAGAGAAAUUGAUGGCAGUGCUGUUUGAGGUGUGGCUACUGGCAUGUGCCCGCUGCUUUCCCACGCCACCAUAUUGGAAGACAGCAAGGGAGAUGCUGGCCAACUGGAGACACCACCCUCCUGUUGUAGAGCAGUGGAGCAGGGUGGCCUGUGCCCUGACCUCCAGGCUUUUGCGCUUUACCCACGGACCAUCCUUCCCACCUUUUAAGGUUCCUGAUGAAGAUGCCAGCCUGAUUCCUUUAGAGAUGGACAAUGACUGUGUGGCACAGACGUGGUACCGCUUUCUCCACAUGCUUAGCAACCCAGUGGACCUGAGCAACCCUGCGAUAGUGAGCACCACUCCAAAGUUUCAGGAACAGUUUCUUAACUCUAGCGGUAUCCCUCAUGAAGUGGUGCUGCAUCCAUGUUUGAAACAGCUACCACAGAUCUUCUUCAGGGCCAUGAGGGGCAUCAGCUGCCUCGUGGAUGCCUUCUUGGGUGUCUCUGUUGAAAAGAGAGAUGUACGGGAGAGGGUGUUCAUUUUUCCUCCAGUGCUGCUCUCUCAUGGUAUAUCACGCCCCAGAGCUGACAGUGCCCCGCCCACCCCAGUCAACAGAAUGAGCAUGUCUCCGCCCCCCUCCAUCACCAACACUACGCCCCCUCACAGCCGCAAGCAACGUCAUGCGGUGGUCACCAAAACCACGAGCAAGAGUUCAACUGGCAGCGGUAGUCAGCCAACCAAAGCAUCCCAGCAGCAACAGCAGCAGCAGACUUCGUCCUCCCCAACACUGCUUUCAAGCCCCAACCAGAGCAGUUGGGAGACUCGGCCCUUGCCAGCCCCAGCACGGCCAAAGGUCAACAGCAUCCUCAACCUGUUCGGCCAGUGGCUUUUUGAUGCCGCACUCGUCCACUGUAAGCUCCACAGCGGCCUCAGCCGAGACCCCAGCAUGACCGCCUCUUUUAUCCAAAUUCUCCUUUCUUAUAAAUCUUCGAUAGCCACUCAAGUAGGUCUGGAGCUAAGAAGGAAGGGUUCCCAAAUGUCCACAGACUCCAUGGUGUCCAACCCCAUGUUCGACGCUAAUGAAUUCCCAGAGAGCUACGAGGCAGGACGGGCUGAGGCCUGCGGGACUCUCUGCCGCAUCUUCUGUAGCAAGAAAACUGGAGAAGAUAUUCUGCCUGUUUAUCUGUCCAGAUUCUACAUGGUCCUGAUUCAGGGUCUCCAGAUCUCUGAUUUUAUCUGUAGACCAGUUCUGGCUUCUAUCAUACUCAACUCUUCUUCUCUCUUCUGUACUGACCUGAAGGGCAUCAAUGUGGUGGUGCCCUACUUCAUAGCUGCCCUGGAGACUAUUGUACCAGACAGGGAGCUGUCCAAAUUCAAGAUAUAUGUAAAUCCUACCGACUUGAGGAGAGCCUCCAUCAACAUCCUGCUUGCCAUGCUGCCACUGCCGCAUCAUUUUGGCAACAUUAAAUCAGAGGUUCUGUUGGAAGGAAAGUUCAAUGAGGAGGAUGGGUGGCCUCAUGACCAGCCCGUGUCCUUUCUGUCUCUGAGGCUACGUCUCGUCAAUGUCCUUAUAGGAGCACUUCAGACUGAGACUGACCCCACCAACACACAGCUCAUCCUGGGUGCAAUGCUAAAUAUUGUUCAAGACUCAGCACUGCUGGAGUCCAUAGGUGCACAGACUGAAACAGGGAGUAUAGAUGGGAGCCACAUGACGGUGAGGAGUCAGAGUCACAGCCGUACCAACAGUGGCAUUAGUUUCACGAGCGGGGGAAGCACGGAGGCCACAAGCCCAGACUCUGAGCGUCCUGCCCAGGCCCUGCUCCGAGACUACGCUCUUCCAGAUACGGCGGCAGGCCUGCUGGUGCGCAGCAUCCACCUGGUCACUCAGAGACUCAACUCACAGUGGAGGCAAGAUAUGAGCAUUUCACUGGCUGCCCUGGAGCUGCUGGCCGGGCUUGCCAAGGUAAAGGUUGGAGUGGACUCUGCAGAUCGUAAACGCGCAGUCAGCUCUAUAUGUGGGUACAUUGUGUACCAGUGUAGCCGUCCAGCUCCUCUUCAGUCCCGAGACCUGCACUCCAUGAUUGUAGCUGCCUUCCAGUUUCUGUGUGUGUGGCUCACAGAACAUCCUGACAUGCUGGAUGAGAAGGAUUGUUUAGUAGAGGUGUUGGAGAUUGUGGAGCUAGGAAUCUCUGGCAGCAAAUCCCGACAGGAACAGGAAGUCCGACAUAAAGGGGAGAAGGAGCACAACCCAGCUUCAAUGAGGGUGAAGGACGCUGCUGAGGCGACUUUGUCCUGUAUUAUGCAGGUGUUGGGGGCAUUCCCUUCCCCCAGCGGGCCUGCCUCCACCUGCAGCCUGCUGAAUGAAGACACCUUGAUUCGCUAUGCCAGACUCAGUGCCACAGGAGCCAGCAACUUCCGCUACUUUGUCCUGGACAACUCGGUCAUCCUGGCCAUGCUGGAGCAACCUCUCGGCAAUGAGCAGAACCCCAGUCCAUCAGUGACAGUUUUGAUCCGAGGGACAGCUGGCAGACAUGCCUGGACCAUGCAGCUCUUCCACCAACCCAGAGGAGCUCGGGCCACUCAGAGGCAGAUGUUUGUUCCAGAGGGCCGUCCAACGCCUAACAAUGAUGUGGGUAUCAGAUACAACGUCAAGCAGAGGCCCUUCCCAGAAGAGGUGGAUAAGAUUCCUCUUGUCAAAGCUGAUGUCAGCAUUCCUGACUUGGAUGACAUUGUCAGCAAAGAGGUGUGUUGUAUGGGCUGGCAGGAUGAUUCGAAAGCUACAAAUACACUGAUGAGUAAUUACCCACACCUGGAAGUUCAGCAUGACAGGCUUCGUGUUCAGAUGACCAAGCAGAUAGAGUAUGAGAACGCCUUGGAGCGGCACAGCGAGGAUAUCUGGAAGUCCAAGCCUUACCCUGACCCACAGACAGACUGCAAACCUCCUCCACCCUCGCAGGAGUUCCAGACAGCACGCCUCUUCCUCUCUCACUUUGGCUUUCUGUCUCUGGAGGCACUCAAGGAGCCCAACAACAGUCGUCUACCUCCUCAUCUGAUUGGCCUGGAGUCAUCCCUGCCAGGGUUUUUUGAUGACAUCAGCUACCUGGACCUGCUUCCCUGCCGACCAUUUGACACUGUCUUUAUUUUCUACGUGAGGGCUGGACAGAAAAGUAGCCCCGAGAUCCUGCGGAAUGUGGAGUCGUCAUCUAGCGUCCAGCCCCACUUUUUGGAGUUCCUGCUGUCCUUGGGCUGGCCUGUGGACGUGGGACGCCACCCAGGGUGGACAGGACACCUAGAUACCAGUUGGUCCCUUAACUCCUGCUCCGAUAGCAAUGAUAUACAACAAACGGAUGAUGCAGCUACUCCUGAGGACACAGGAGGUUCAGUGUUCAACGGGGAGAAGAAAGUUUUAUACUAUGCUGAUGCUCUGACAGAGAUUGCCUUUGUUGUUCCAUCUCUAACAGAAAACUCUGAGGAGUCAUCAGUGCACAGUGACUCCACAGUGGAAGCAGACACGAACACAGACCUCAUGCCUGGUUUAAACAAACAACCUAAUCUCACACUGGAGCUGUUCCCCAACCAUUCUGAAAACCUGGAGUCUGCCAAAAAGCUGAGUCCUUUGGUAAAGACAAAGAGGUCAUCGACUGGAAAGUCCUUCCCACCACUGGGUCCGGAGACGAAGGUGUUUGUGGUCUGGGUAGAGCGCUUUGAUGAUAUUGAAAACUUCCCCUUGUCUGAUCUCUUGGCGGAAACCAGCACGGGCUUGGAAACCAGCAUGAGCAACAGCACUUCCUGCAGGUCAGGGUUACUAGAGAAGGAUGUUCCUCUGAUCUUCAUCCACCCUCUGAAGACGGGGCUUUUCAGGAUCCGGCUGCAUGGAGCCGUGGGUAAAUUUGGCAUGGUGAUUCCCCUGGUGGAUGGCAUGGUGGUCAGCCGCAGAGCACUAGGGUUUCUCGUGCGCCAAACGGUCAUCAACGUGUGCCGACGGAAGCGUCUGGAAAGUGACUUGUACAACCCGCCUCACGUGAGGCGGAAGCAGAAAAUAACAGAGAUUGUCCAGCGUUACCGCAACAAGCAACUGGAGCCCGAGUUUUACACCUCGCUCUUCCACGAGGUGGGGGAGGGAAAGCCUCACCUCUAACCCCCCUGCCCUGUCCUAACACUGGCUCACAAGCGCACACAACACACACACACACACACACACACACACACACUCUUAUCCUAUACUCAUACACCAUUUACAACUGUGCGUGUACACACACACACACACACACACACACACACAGAAUCUUUAUAUUUAUACUGUACUGUUUUGUUAUUUAUAUGAAUACAUAUAUCAACACUGUCUGCCUUUGACUCAGAGAGCAAAGUGUCAAAAACCAUGCCAAGGUGGAAAAAGCUGCAUUUCUAUGUCGCAGCCACUCACUGAAGAUUUGAAUGGCUGAAGUUCAACAGUGACUGUCUCUCCUCAUUUAGGUCCAUGCUUUGUGGCAAAAGAGUUUCUGCUUGUCAUUAACUGCAAUACAAUAGUUACACUGUUGGCCUUUCUGAAAUUGUAAAAAGUUUGUCCUUUAAACCCUAUGAUACGAGUGGAUUUCAUGAUGGUUUGGUAAUACAGAGUUCUGUCCAAAAUCCAGAUCUGCAUAUCUGUUUUUGUUUUAAUCAAACGGAUUUAUAGUUGGAUUUUUGCCAAGGAGAUAAACGUGCAAGCGUUAUAAAAAAAAAUGUUUUGUAGUAUACAUCGCUGCUGCUUCAAAGCAAGCGGCUUCGAGAGAACAAAGAAAAUGAUUGACAGCAUCCACCCAUUGUCUGAAUUUGACAACAAAUCGCCAUCUACAUGCAGACACCUGCUAAAGUCUUCCUCGUGCGAACACACAUUCGACCAUCGCAGCAGCUGACUGAGCACACAGAUAUUGCUGUUUAUAUUUUUUUUUCCAGAUGAUUUCUAGGACUCCUACGUUGUAUUACUGUAUGUGGAUGUCAUUUUUGACACCUGCGCUGUCUCUGUGCCAGUCUGAAAGUCAUCCCAUCUCACAAUAGCCACUGCACUGUUUGUGUGUGUGUGUGUGUGUAUGUGUGUGUGUGUGGCCACAUGUAUGCUUGUUCAGCCAGUCAAAUUACUUACACUACAAGGAGUCACAGUGACCCCUAAAAACCCCAUAUGUGGCAUUUAAAUAUGAAUUAUGUAACUUAAAACAAAUCUCAAGAUGACACAGCUUUGAAAUUUUUCUUGGUCAAGACUUAACCCAAGAAAUGGUUUCCCUUAAAGGGAUAGCGCCGAUUUUUGGAAGUGGUGUUGUACAUUCUUAUCCCAGGACAGUAUACUGCAUGCAGUAGAUUUCAAUCGACACAACCCCAGUUUGGAGAGGCAGGCUAGAGUCUGACAUGGAAGCUAAGCAACCUACUGCUGUGGAGGGGUCAGAAACAAAAUGUACUUUAACCACCUUAAAAACUCCCAUCUAAAAACAUCAAUAUUAGUUUCAGUGUAUGCUCUAUUGAGACUAUUUUUACUGCUUUAACUUGCUGUCAGACAAUGUUUUCCAGCGGGAAAAUUAAGCUGUCAUACCUCUUCACAGCCAGACUCCAUUGAGAAAAAACGUAAUUUAACAUUGCUGAACACAGGAGCUGCUGGUCUAUUGCUGCCCCGAUCAAUUAGUUUGUGUUAUUGUGUGACUUUGGUGUUUAAACAGAGUUUGUUUUGAUUCAACAAAGUCACACAAUAACACAAAUUAUCUAACUAAUCGAGGCAGCAGUAGAUGAGCAGCUCCUAUGUGCAGAUAACUCAAACUAUUGUUUUUCUCAUUGGAGUCGGGUGGCUUUGAUGAAAGCAUAGAUGGGGAACUGAAACGGUGAUGGGUAUCCCCGCCAAAGUGGGCUGCCUGAUGGUAAGGUAAAAUGGUGAAAAUACACUUAAUAUAGCAAGGUGGGACUUUUUUACAAGUGGCUAAAAUACGAUUUGUUGCUGCCCCCAUCCACAGCAGUGCGUUGCUUAGCGUCUGUGUCGGCACUCCUGCUUGCUUCUCCAAACUUGAGCCGUGCUAACUGACAUCUAAAUAUGUAAUACACUGACUAUGGAUAAGUACCCCAUGCAACCCCACUUCAAAAAAUCCGAACUCUCCUUUUAAUGCUUUGUAAUGUUUGACUUUACUGAUAUAAUUGUAGUUACGGAGCUGCUGGAGUUUGCACUCGGUGUUUGCAGGGCGAUUAUGAAAUGACCGCAAAGACAUUUUAGGUUUGAAGUCUCUGCCAAUACCAAACACAACUAUAGCACAUUUUAAGUGUCUUGCUUCUCCAAACAAAUCUAUGGUGAUGCAUUCAAAGGCCAAAACAUUAAAUGUAGCUAACAGCAUUAUAUACAGCUUGCAUUUUGGCUGAUCAAAGCUGUAAUUUUUUGACCCAGAAAGAGCAUCAUUUAACUUGUCAGAUUAGUUUGGGUAACACAAAUGUGCUGAUUUGCCUUCACACGUUUUAGUAACUUUUUUUUUUUUUGGCUUCACAAUCUUUUUCACUUUUGUUUACUCACUGUACUUUGGUUUUUGAUUCAAGCCCUCUCACUGUCUGCCUGUAACAAUGUGAAUCUAUUUAUCACAGCGAUGGAACAGGGCAAACACCUCUAGUUUCUUUGUUAUAUUGGAAAGUCUUAAUGCACUGAGCACAUGUUACGUUUAUUUUCUAUUCCCUUUGGUUACCUUACGUGUCCUUUUGUACUUUUGUGCAUUUUGAAAGAAAAACCCUGCUGAAGGAAAAGUUUUAUCUUAUGAAAUAUGAAUGAAAGAGAGGUGUCGUGGAGUUUUUAACCUAUCAUGUCUAAUUGUGUGACUCACUUUUUAUGACCGUGCUUUAUGCACAUUGCCUUUUUUUGGAAGGAAAAAGUACAUUAAAUAUGCUUCAAAGAAACUCCAUACAAUCAGUCAUACAUUGUAUCCUAUGUUACUCCUCUGAUGUUUGAUCAUAUUUAAAGAUUUGCCAUGUACAGAAGCGGAGGAUAAUAUGUAAAUAUAUGAUAGUGUAAGGCAUUUACAAGUUGUCUGUUGCAUUCCUCAUCUGAGUUGGCGAGGAAAGUUAUGUAUGUAUGCAAUUAUGUGUGGGAGCAUCACAAUGGGUAUUGAAUGUAACAUGCAUCGAUUAAAACUAUUAUUGACAUUUUAA
This is a messenger RNA of Epinephelus lanceolatus (giant grouper), 7875 nucleotides long. It is a transcript of the gene ralgapb, whose product is annotated as Ral GTPase activating protein non-catalytic subunit beta. Gene Ontology annotation, molecular function: GTPase activator activity. The record is from RefSeq and is a predicted model, not a curated record. NCBI's taxonomy places the organism in Eukaryota, Metazoa, Chordata, Actinopteri, Perciformes, Serranidae. Gene Ontology annotation, biological process: activation of GTPase activity; regulation of small GTPase mediated signal transduction.